AAGUGAUCUAAAGGGGAGACGAUAGGACAAAAAAAGUGAUGAUGAUGAAUACAUUGGAAAGUUUUUUGGCCCCGGCGCGGGUGUCAGAUUGAAUGGCCUGUGCGCAUGUGCGAAGGUGUCCAAACUGACAAUGCUGGUGAGAUGAAGAUAGUGUUGUUGCAGCUUCUGGGCUCACGGAGGACGACGAAAGGAAUCUACAAGCCAACAAGAUGAGAUCCAAGGCGAGGGCGAGAAAACUGGCGAAAAAUGACAGUGAGCCAGUGGACAGCAUGUACGACACAGAGGCCGACCUGCAAGGUUUAGCGCCGAGCAGUGGCGGUGGUGCCGACAGCCCAGAAGAUGAUGCAGAUGACAGCGUCAUCAACAUGUCUCCCCUGCCUUCACCGACCCCUUCCCAUCAAAACAACAACCACCACCACCUGCUGCACCCCCACAUUUAUGCCACCCACCACCACCACCACCUUCACAACAACAGCAACAGCAGCAGCAACGACCAGGACUUCACCACACCCAAAGAGGGCUCGCCCUAUGAGGCACCCGUCUACAUUCCAGAUGACAUUCCCAUUCCCAGCGAACUGGAGCUGCGGGAGUCCUCUGUGCCCGGGGCUGGCCUGGGCGUUUGGGCCAAGAGCCGAAUUGGUGCGGGUGAAAGGUUUGGUCUGCACAGUAUGCUGCAUCAUGGGGCCAUGGGCAAAGACAGCUCCUUUGGAUGGGAGCAGAUGAUGAAUGAUCACGUUGAAGCCUCACCUGACAGUUGCAUCAAAAAGGUGGUCAACGACAUGGGCAACAUCAAGUUUGCGCUGGACACAAGCCUGGAUGUCGCUAGCAACAGCUGGCUCAAAUACAUCCGCUCUGCGCCGACAUUCGAGGAGCAGAACCUUGCCGCCUGUCACCUCACAGGGGACCAGAUUUAUUAUAAAGCAGUCCGGGACAUUGAAGCAGGGGAGGAGCUUUUAGUGUACAUGAAGGACGGUAUUUUCCCUGAGGGAUCCAUGGCACCCAACCUACAAGACGAGCAGAUGUACCGCUGUGAAGACUGUGAUGAGCUGUUCUCCUCUACUCUCGAGUUGCGGCGGCACCAGAAGUAUUCAUGCUCCAGCAGUGGCUCAAUCUUUGACCAACUUAGAGACGACUUCAAACAGGAACGUGAGGACAGCGAUGAGCCCGUCCAUGAGUGUAAAGACUGUGAGAAGAUCUUCCCAAAUGAGUACAGUCUGGGCCAACACAUGAUAGUCCACACAGAGGAGAGGGAGUAUAAGUGUGACCAGUGCCCCAAAGCCUUCAACUGGAAGUCCAACCUCAUCCGUCACCAGAUGUCACAUGACAGUGGCAAGCGCUUUGAGUGUGAAAACUGUGAUAAGGUGUUCACAGAUCCUAGUAACCUUCAGCGUCACAUCCGCUCCCAGCAUGUGGGGGCCCGCGCUCACACAUGUCCUGAGUGUGGCAAGACCUUUGCCACAUCGUCAGGCCUUAAGCAGCAUAAGCACAUCCACAGCAGUGUCAAACCCUUUAUCUGUGAGGUGUGCCACAAAUCCUACACCCAGUUCUCCAACCUCUGCCGCCACAAGCGUAUGCAUGCUGACUGCCGCACCCAGAUCAAGUGUAAGGACUGUGGGCAAUUGUUCAGCACUACCUCCUCCCUCAACAAGCAUCGCCGCUUCUGUGAGGGCAAAAACCAUUAUGGCUCUCCAGCUGGGAUGUUCAACCCUGGCAUCCCCAUGAGCUCUAGCCCCAUCAUGGCCAAGGCCAAGUCCCACCAUCCCCACCUUACAGGUCUAAGCCAGUCAAGUUUAGGCUUCACUGAAUACUUUCCCUCCCGACCUCACCCUCACGCUGGCUUGCCCUUCUCACCAGGACCCCAUGGCUUCCCCUCCCUCCCACAUGGUUUCCCAGGUAUCUUCCCCCCAUCACUGUAUCCCAGACCUCCUUUAUUGCCUGCCAGUCCGUUGAUAAAGAGCCCGCUUGGCAGCAGCAGUCAGGAGGUGAAGCUCCCGAGGAGUCCCCUAGAUGCCCCUCCUCUGUCCCUGGUAAGCUCCACAAAUAGCAAUGGGGGUAACAGUUUGAGUCAGCUGGAUGAGAAAGACAACAAACUGGACUUAUCUUCUAGUGGAGAAGCCAAGCCAAAAUCCAAGAUGGUUGACAUGUCUGAUGGUAGUGACCUUGAAGACGUUAAUACAACAAGUGGGACAGAUCUGGACACCACCACUGGUACGGCUUCAGGUGAUGGGUCUGACCUGGAGAGCGAUGGAGAGAGUGAACGUGAGAGAAGUGGUAAAAGAAGGAAGUCCUCUGGGGCUGUAUCGAGUCAAGAAGGCCACCAGUUAGAAGAAACAAACAGCGGAUUGAUAUCAGCCGUAUCUAGUUCUGGGAACCACACUAUCGAUCGUCCCUUUCUUUCUUCAUCCCAGCACUCCUUUUUCCCACCACCUGAUGAGCAAGCCCUCCCGCCAACUACCACAAAUGCCAAUGCAGCCACCACAGAUUCUAUUAAAGCCAUUGCUUCUAUUGCGGAGAAAUAUUUUGGUCCUGGUUUGAUUGGUCUUCAUCAGGAGAAGAAGAUGGGUCCAUUGCCCUAUCAUUCCAUGUUCCCCUUCCAGUUCCUUCCCAACUUCCACAACUCCCUCUAUCCUUUCAGCGCCGAUCGCGGUGCCCUCAAUCCUAGCAUGUUCUUCAAGGCGGAGCCCAAGUCACCCCGCGAGCAGCUGCACAAGAUGGUCACCGCAGGUGCUCCUACUUCCACAGCAGAAUCCCCAUUUGAUCUCACCACGAAACCUAAGGACACAAAGAUCGCUCCUCCAACCCCGACAAACCCUUCAAACCCCAACUCUAGCAGUGGGAGCAGUAGUGGACCCUUAGCGAUAUCUAGCAGUGAAGAACAGCCAUUAGACCUCAGCAUUGGCAUCCGGAGCAGAGGUGGUCAUAAUGGUGUGGCAGCUGAUCCACAAAAUAGAAAGAACCACAUGUUCGGAAUCGGAAAGGGGGUUUGUAUAAAGGAUGAAACCCCAGCUGGGUUUCCACACCCCCACCCCCAGUUAUUGCACCAACCUUCCAUCCCACAACACCAGCAGCCGCAGGCACAUCCACACCAGCCACCACCACUGCACUAUGCCAAGCCCUCAGCAUUCUUCAUGGACCCCAUAUUCAGGGUGGAGAAGAGGAAGCUCCUGGACCCUGUAGGAGCCCUGAAGGAAAAAUUUCUCAGGCCCUCCCCACCACUCUUCCAUCCACAGAUGUCAGCUAUGGAGAACAUGACAGAGAAGCUGGAGAGCUUUGGCGCUCUGAAACUGGACGCGCCGCCCAAUUCACUGCAACAUUCUGCUCAUCCACUGUUCAACUUCAGAUCCCCUCCACCUUCCCUCUCAGAAGCCAUCCUUCGCAAGGGCAAAGAGCGUUACGCCUGCAGGUAUUGUGGGAAAAUAUUCCCGCGCUCAGCAAACCUCACCAGACACUUGCGGACACACACAGGGGAACAACCCUACAGGUGUAAAUACUGUGACCGCUCAUUCAGCAUCUCAUCCAAUCUUCAACGCCAUGUUCGUAACAUCCAUAACAAGGAGAAACCCUUCAAGUGUCACCUCUGCAAUCGCUGCUUCGGUCAGCAGACCAACCUAGAUCGACAUCUCAAGAAGCACGAGCACGAGAACAUUCCUGUGAGCCAACAGUCUGGGAUGCUUUCCAACCUAGGAACCACCAUCUCCUCCCCGAACUCCGCAGACAAUCAUGCACUUUUAGAUGAGAAGGAGGACUCAUACUUCUCAGAAAUCCGUAACUUCAUUUCCAAUAGUGAGAUGAACCAGGCCUCCAGCUCCACCGAUAAGAGAUCGGACCAGACUGAGGAGGAGCGCCCGCCCAGCCACAGUUUGUCUAACUCCAAGCUAGGGCUCCACGGGCUGGAGGAGGAGGAAGAAGAAGUGGAGGGAGACGAUGAAGAGGAGGAGGAAGGCAGCCUUACAGAGAAGUCUCAUGACGAGGCGCCCGAGUCCCCAUCUCCACUCACAACAGGGGUGUAUGAGGAGGACGAGGAGGAGGAAGAGACAACUCCAUUAGCUAUGAGCUACGAACACACGCGCAGGUGUAUAGAGGAGGAGGGCUCUCUUUUGGACCUGGAGGGUCUGCCCAGCUUUCCCAAGAGCCUGGAGGGGUUACGUAAAGCAGCCAGUGACGAGCAACCCUUUGAUGUUAAAGACAUAUUUAACACUUCACUAGAGUCGGAGGCACUGAAAGAGACACUGUACAGGCAGGCUAAAACCCAGGCUUAUGCAAUGAUGCUGUCACUGUCGGAGAACAACCCUUUGCACGCGCCCUCCCAGAACUCUCUGGAUGCUUGGCUGAGCAUGGGAGGUGGAUCGUCAGAGACGAGCAGCUUUCACCCACUCAACCACAUCUAGACGAGAGGCAGAGAGAGGAAGUGGGAGAACGAGUAACAGGAACAUUAGUUUUGCGAAUGGAUAGAAGCAAGAGUCUGCUUGGACUUGAGUAGUGAGAAAAUGUGGACACGAGAGAAGAAUUUGAGGUUGAUUACAUUCAAGAUGGAAAGAAUAUGUUGUGUGUGUGUGUGUGUGUGUGUGUGUGUGUGUGUGUGUGUGUGUGUGUGUGUGUGUGUGUGUGAGAGAGAGAGGGGUAAGAGGGAGAAAUUGUUCUCAAGUGAGGCCUCUCAUAAGACUCUGUCAAAGAGAAAGCACUGCGAAGCUCCUGUUGAUGUGAAGGACAUGAUGAAUGCUUAUCAACAGCAUUGAAACUCUGCGUUACUCUGAUCCUCCCCGAGUCGACCAGGCUCACUGCAGCCCCAGAGAUCUGAUGUAAGGCUCUCAUAAAGACACUUAAUGACUAGUAUGUCUCUAAAGUCUUUGUACAACGCCUACUUUAAGCACUGCAGCAAAAGCACUGCAUUAGCACUGCAUGUCCACAGGGUGGUGUUGUUUCACUAGGAACAUAGUGGGUGUGUGCACUAAUGUCUCCAGGUUUUCCCAUCAAUCAUGGGCAACUCAUUUACUAAUCUUGUUUCAGCUAUAACUGCAGAAUCGACAAUAGCACCACACUAACUGUUACUUGAGGAAGUGACAGUUCCAGUAAACUGUUGAUUUUCUAAUGAUUACACGGAGAAUGAUGUCCAAAUGUGCACAACAACUGGUGAUUUACUAGCCAUUGCAACUGGUUACCCAAUUUGAUCAUGCUGAUAUGAAUUUAAAUCAUACUCAAAAAUGAGAAAAGUCUUUCUCUGCUUAUUUUAUCGUCAUCGUUUAAUUGUAUUUACUUUUCCCUCUUAGAUACCACAGUAUUGUUUCUUUGUAGGCACCACAGUGCUAAAUUGUUAAUAUAAUUAUUUUAGAGAAGGACCAAAAUUGUAUGAUAUUGUCAUAUGAUGUACAAAAUAACCUAGAUGUUCAUAGCAAGAGUGGUAUGUGCCAAAUAACCCAUAGAAAAUGUUUUGUUCUCUGACAAUCAUUUCAUUUCCAAGGGGCUUGCCUUUGCUGUCAUUUUGUUUUCUUUUUACACUCUUAAAUUUGAUUUCAGAAGUGUGUGUAUGUAUUUAUUUUUGGUUGUUUUGUCAUGACUGGAGCAGUAGAAAUGAAGGAAAGUCAUUUUGUCCCUCCGUUCUUGUUGCUGAAGGAAUGAACACCUAUCAGAGUGUGAGGGAGAUUCUGAAUCUCUGGUUUUGAUGCGUAAGUGUGCCAAAAUGGUAAGAACCCAUGAAAUUAAUUGUUUUUAUUUAUAGUGGAAAAUAGCUGUAGUUAGUUUUAGAUCCAAUUUGGCAUUGUAAUGUUCUGCAGUAUUUAGUUUUUUUUUUUUCUUCUUUCACUUCAACCAGUUUACCCAGAAUGCUGAAUGUGUCUUGCUCAAAUUGGUUCAGGUGUUAUUGAAGGGAGGGAGGGGGGGUCUUGGACAACUUGAGCUAUGAAUGUCAACAAAGGGCAUUACAUUAUAAUUCUGUUGAAAUCUGACUUGUUUCUAUAACAUCAAGAACCCCUUUUCCCCUCUGUUUUCCAAGUUAUACAGACAAUGUAACAAACACAUAUUCUCUUUAAACUAGUUGCCCGGUAUAGUCCUAACAAUAAAAGAAAAAACAAAUUAA
Messenger RNA from Labrus bergylta (ballan wrasse), 6073 nucleotides. RefSeq names its product PR domain containing 16 (gene prdm16). Gene Ontology annotation, molecular function: protein binding; histone H3K9 methyltransferase activity. Lineage: Eukaryota; Metazoa; Chordata; Actinopteri; Labriformes; Labridae. The record is from RefSeq and is a predicted model, not a curated record.